UUCUUUUCCAUUGUCUGUGAUUCAACAUUUGGUGUUUUCUUUAUUUCAUUUCAUUUAUUACAAUUGUUGAUUACAAUUUAAUUUUCUUUUUUUAUAUUUAACUGUUUUUUAUUCUUCAAUAGUUAAUUCCUUUUCUUCCUUUGUCUUAAAUUGUUUUAAUUUUGCUCGUUGUUAAUUGAAUUGUAAUAGAAAAAUGGCUGAAAAUAGUGACCAAGAAGCUGUUAACCAAAUGAUCCAAGGUAAAAGGCAUCUUCUCAUUAGAGAUUAUUACUCGGCUGUUCAGAGCUUUGAAAAGGUCUGUCAAUUGUUGGACACUAAAUAUGGUAAAUGUUCAGACCAGUGUGGUGAUGCUUAUCUUAAUUAUGGUAUUGCUCUGUUGGAAUUGGCAAGACAAGAAACCGGAGCUCAAGAAGGCCUUGUUAAUGCUAAAAUAAAUGACCCUUCCGGUUCAGAAGAUGAAGACGAAGAGGGUGAUGAAGAGGAAGGAGAAGAGGAGGGAGAAGGAGAAGAAGGGGAAGAUGGUGAGGCAAAUGAAGGAAAAACCGAUGAUGAAGGUAAAAAGACUGAUGCUGAGGAAGAUUUGGCUGUCUCAGACCAAGAACAAGAGAAAGAAGGUGAAAAACCUGAUGUAGAGGUAAAUGCAGAAUCCACAGAAUCUAAGGACGUUGAAAUGAAUGGUAAAGAAGAACAUGCUGCAGAAGAAAAAGUCAAAACCAAUGGUGAUGCUAAAAAAGAAGAAGAUAAAGAAGAUAUUACAAAAUCUGUCGAUGAACCAAUGGCUGGCGGUUCUUCUUCUGCUGGACCUUCCAAUGAUCUUGAAGAGCCAAGUACAUCAACAGGUAUCAAAAGAUCUGAUGAUGAUGACGAACCAACAAAUACUGAAAUAGCUUGGGAAGUUUUAUCAAUUGCUAAGGAAAUUUUCACUCGUCAAGUUAACAAUGGUGAAGAUUUUAAAUACAAAUUAGCUGAAACUUUACAGAAAUUGGGUGAAAUUGCCACCGAAUGGGAAAACAAUGAAUUAGCAAUUGAGUUAUUAACUGAAUGUUUAACUUUGAGGCAACAAUCUCUUCCAGAGGAUGAUAGACUUAUCGCUGAGACACAUUAUCAUAUUGGAAAUGCUCACUCAUUCAUAUCUCAAGUUGAAUCAGCCAAUGAAUGCUUCCAAAAGGCAAUCGAUGUGAUUAAAAAACGAAUUGAGAACAAAAAGAUUUCCCUUACAACCGAUGAGACCAAAAAUGAGGAAAUUUUAUCCACAAUUAAAGAUGAAAUCAGAGAAUUGGAAGAUUUACUCCCUGAAAUGGUUUCCCGAAUAGAGGAUAGAGCUGAUCAGAUGAUGGCAACAAUCAAGGAUGUCGUUAAAAUGGCCUGUUCGGAUAAAGAAGACGCCGAUAGAGCAGCUAAACUUAAAUCAAACGAACCCAAACCAAUUAACAAUAUCAGUCAUUUGGUUAAACGUAAACAUGUUGACAAUGGUGAUUCAAACUCUUCAUCCAAUGGAGGUACCAAGAAAAUCUGUACAAAUGAUCAUCAAGCAAAAGAAGUUGAAAAAACGGAUGUUGCUUAAUUAACCCAACUCACAUAAAUUGAAACAAAAUCUUCUGAUUUAAUCAUUUUGAUUAAUUUUCAUUAUCCAAAUUCACAACUACAUUAUUAAUUUUUUCCUCUUCUCAUUUUAAAAGUCAAAUUUAUUUUCACCUUUUUUUUCAUUUAUGUUUCUCAUCAAACCUACUCAAUUGUUGAAAAAGUUAACAGCAACAAAAAAACAUCAAUCACAUUUUCGGCUCAUCAAAACCGUUAUCAAUAAAGAUAUGUAAAAAAAACGAAACAA
This is a messenger RNA of Panonychus citri (citrus red mite), 1828 nucleotides long. Its product is annotated as protein HGV2-like. Gene Ontology annotation, biological process: CENP-A containing chromatin assembly; DNA replication-dependent chromatin assembly. The record is from RefSeq and is a predicted model, not a curated record. Gene Ontology annotation, molecular function: histone binding. NCBI's taxonomy places the organism in Eukaryota, Metazoa, Arthropoda, Arachnida, Trombidiformes, Tetranychidae. Gene Ontology annotation, cellular component: nucleoplasm.